GACUUUAUACAUAAACUAUUGAUCUGUAUAUCAUAACCUUGUCAAUAACAUAUUCCUCGUCUUCGUCCAUUGUCCCACGUUACCAUCCGAUAAUCAACAUCUCUCUCCCUCACAAUCCCUUUCCUCUCCAAAUCCAAGCCCCCUCCUUUCUCUUUCUCAAAACUUCCAACCCAUCAGCUUGGAAGCAAGCGCGCUUGAGGCUGGGUAUAGUCCACGUAUGUCGACGGCGGCGAGGCUCAUAACUUUGUCCCACGGUUUGACCGGCAAGGACGCCGGUCGGAGAAGCCGUUUUGCGACGUCGAGACAGAUGGACCAUUGCCGGUUCGCAGAUAGCCGGGGCAUGACGUCUCUCGGUGCCCGACAAAGCGCUCGAACAAGAUUUAGAACGGAUGUGUUUAAUCUAAGGGACGUGGCUGUUCGGAGCAGUGUCGAUCCAGUGCCUCAUCUUCCAUCUGAUCCUUCUCCGAGUUCUUGCUCUUCGCAUGGCAGGAAAUUCUGGGUUCUGGGGGUGUUCGUAUCGUUCAUUCUGCCAUUUUGGAGGAACAAAUGGGGUCCACUGUGGAAGCUGAAAAACGAGGUUGAAGCGGUGGUCGAGAAGGCGGACCACGUGACGGAAUUCGUGGAGGAGAUGGCGGAGAAGGUGGAGCACGUGGCGGAGGAGGUCGCCGAGCAUCUCCCGGACGGCAAGCUGAAAGACGCGGUGACCCUGGUGGAGCAUCUGGCCGAGACGGCGGACAAGGAUGCUCAUCUCGCCGGAGACAUCAUCGACAAGGUGGAGGAAGUGGAGAAGGAUGUAGACUCGUUCAUGGAGCCAAGCAAUGUUGACGACAGAGACGCCGAAAUCUCCAAAGCAACGGAUGAACAAGAUCAGAAGAGCUAAGCUGGGUUUUUAUUAUGUUGUGUUAAAGUAAAUUUUGGUUUGUACCCGAUAAAUUAUUUUUUUAAAUAACUUGGUAUCCCAAUUUAGAUAGGCAAAAUGGCAAAUCAUAUAUUCAAUUUCAAAAAUAAAACAUGUAUCGAUUCAAUCAGAA
Molecule: messenger RNA, 1031 nt
Organism: Rhodamnia argentea
Lineage: Eukaryota; Viridiplantae; Streptophyta; Magnoliopsida; Myrtales; Myrtaceae
Exons: 5
Coding region: 218-880 (220 amino acids)
Source: RefSeq, a predicted model, not a curated record